AUGGAGCAGCCCGAGGCGGAUGCCGCCUCCGAGGACGCCAUGGACUCGUUCCUGGAGAAGUUCCAGAGCCAGCCUUACCGUGGCCGCUUCCUCGAGGACCGCUGGGAAGAGGAAUUUGAAAAGAUCCCUCUGUUUAUGAAGAAAGCACCGUCAGAAAUUGAUCCCCAGGAGAAUCCUGACCUGGCUUGCCUCCAGUCAAUUAUUUUUGAUGACGAGCGACCUCCAGAAGAACAAGCCAAGACCUAUAAAGAUGAGGGCAAUGAAUACUUUAAAGAAAAAGACUAUGAAAAAGCUGUGAUUGCGUAUACUGAAGGCUUAAAGAAAAAAUGUGCAGACCCUGAUUUGAAUGUUGUUCUUUACACCAACCGGGCAGCAGCACAGUACUAUCUGGGCAAUUUUCGUUCUGCUCUCAAUGAUGUGACAGCUGCCAGAAAGCUAAAACCCUGCCACCUUAAAGCAAUAGUAAGAGGUGCCUUGUGCCAUCUGGAACUGAAAAACUUUGCUGAGGCUGUGAACUGGUGUGACGAGGGGCUGCAGAUAGAUGCCAAAGAGAAGAAGCUUCUGGAAAUGAGGAUUAAAGCAGACAGACUAAAGCGGACUCAACAGAGGGAUAUAAGGAAAGCAAAGCUGAAAGAGAAGAAGGAGCAGAAUCAGAAUGAGGCUUUACUCCAGGCCAUCAAGGCUAGGAACAUCAAGCUAGUCUCUGAAGCUGCCAGUGAGGAUGAAGAUUCUGCCUCAGAAGGUCUAAGUGCACUCCUGGAUGGGCUCAGCUUGGAGAACCCCUAUGGCACCAGGCUGAGUAUAGAUGACCAGGGCAGAUUGAGCUGGCCUGUGCUCUUUCUGUACCCGGAGUAUGCCCAGUCAGACUUCAUCUCUGCUUUUCAUGAGGACUCCAGGUUUAUUGAUCAUCUAAUUGUGAUGUUUGGUGAAACACCCUCUUGGGACUUGGAGCAAAAAUACUGCCCUGAUAAUUUAGAGGUCUACUUUGAAGAUGAGGACAGGGCAGAACUGUACCGGGUGCCUCCUAAGAGCACCUUGCUGCAGGUGCUCCAGCACCCCAGGUACUUUGUAAAAACCCUGACACCAGCAUUUUUAGUCUGUGUGGAAUCCUCUCCUUUUUGUAGAAAUUAUCUCCAGGGGAGAAAAGUGCACCAGGUAAAGUGA
Messenger RNA from Pipistrellus nathusii (Nathusius's pipistrelle), 1164 nucleotides. The record is from the annotation of a GenBank genome assembly. Lineage: Eukaryota; Metazoa; Chordata; Mammalia; Chiroptera; Vespertilionidae.